This is a messenger RNA of Prorocentrum cordatum, 1320 nucleotides long. The record is from the annotation of a GenBank genome assembly. NCBI's taxonomy places the organism in Eukaryota, Dinophyceae, Prorocentrales, Prorocentraceae.
AUGAGGUCUGCGAAGCUGGCGGCCCUGGCUCGCGCUGGAUUUGGUCUCGAUGCUCCAGUGGUUCUGGAGCUGCCGUCCGACGCGGAGGUCGAGGGCAACAUGCUGCCGGUGGCGAGGAUCCUCGCGUGCCAGGGCGCAGAGGAGGUGGAGGCGCUGAUGAGCCGCUCGUGGCUGCCCGGCGACGACGGGGGGUGGCAGGUGUACAACUCCGGCGUCCAGCUGGAGGCGAGGGCCCGCGCGGUGGUGGCGCGGUGGGCGGCCGACGCCAUCCGCGUGUCGGACGCCGCAGCCGGGCGGCUGCGCGAGGGCAUCAAGGUGCCUGACGAUGAGGGACACAAGGUGCUUACGGAUCAGGUCGACAUGGUCGAGGCCCUCCGCAACCACUGGGCCCCGAUCUUCCAGGUCAAGCCGAAGGUUCCCGACUGGCAGGUCCUAGCGGGCAAGUACAUCGCAGAGCACGCGCCGCAGCUGGAGGUGGCCGACCUGCUCCCCCCUGAUCGGCAGGGCCGCAACUUCCUGGACAACAUCUGCCUGCUGGACGCCACCGCGCGCGCCGCGGGGCUGCAGGAGUCGGGCAAGCCCAUCAUGGCUCUGUUCGACUUUGGCGACGCGUUCCCUUCGUUGAGGACCGAAUGGAUGCUGCUCAUGCUGAUCCGCUCGGGAUUCGUAGGAGGCGUUCGGUACGUGCUGGAGGCGCUCUACUGGCUUCCCACGGCGUAUGUGGAGCUCGCGGGCGCGAUGGCGCUGGGCAGGCAUGACUUCCUGGCCCUGGGUGCGUGGGCGCCUGGCCUUCGUAUCCGCUCGUUGCUGGCCACGGGCUGUGCAGCGGCCAUGCGAUCGGCCCUCUCCACGGUGAGCAACUGGAAGGAGCUGCACGCAUGGCUGCAGGCGCAGGUCCUGGACCACGGGAGCCUAUGGGUCAUUGGCAGCGGCACCUUGUCCCCGCCGUAUUGGCAGACCAGGCCAAUCGUACAGUUCCUUGCUUCUGCGCAGGAGGAUUUUGCGAAUGAUCGUGUGCUCGCGCGUCCUGCCGCCGCUGCGAGGAAGGCACUCGUCCGUGCCUACCGCGACGCAGCUGAGCGGGGCGUGCGGGUGCGUGCGCAGAAAACAUUGUAUUCUUCUUUGCACGCCUCGCUCCAUCCCGACCUCCUCCACCUCCUGAUCCAGCGCCGUUUGAAGGCGUGGGGGCUCGAGGUUGAAGGUGGGGCCCAGGCGGAGUUCCGGAUGCUGCAGGGUCCUGCCCUGUCGGGCUCUGGCCGGGCCGGCUUCGGGGGGCCGCCCGCGGCCAGCGGAGGUGGCUUUGCCUCGCUCAUGGGCUGA